UUACACUUUGAUAAAUUAAAACAAUGUGAAAGUGUGAUUGGUACGUUGUUGACAUUGCAUGAUAUUUUAAAAAAGGUUGAACUAUCUGAAGAGUAUUGGAAUGAGCAGGUAAUUGGUGUGACAUCUUCUAACUUUGGAUGUGCAAUUAUGCGUCUUUAUGAAAAAAACAUCUUGACCAUACUUGCUUAUGACAAUACGGAUCUGACUGCUUUGUAUGCGAUCAAAAGUUGGGAAUUCACCGCAAACAGUUCCUUCAAAUGGAAUGCGGUGGAGAACAUAGGUUGCUACAACAACACGUCUUUUCAAUGUGGCUUACUAACCUCCAUCAACGAUCAGUUCUUUUCCUUGCUACACAACAAAACGUUACAUACGUGUGUGCAGAAACUUUUAAAGAAAGAAGAAGAUAGCGUACCAUACUUUGACACAACUUUAAACACUUCAGCAUCACACAGUAAAAAGAGUUUAUUGAGAGUAUUAAAGAUUGUGAAAGAAUUACCGUUAGACUACUUCGUUGAGAGAAACUUGUUGGCUUUAUUUGUGUUAGUUGUGGAAACCCAGAAAUAUAUUGGAGCACAGGAUGUGGAAAUCAAUGAAGCCUGUAUUGAUAUUAUGAUUAUAGUGUUAGAGAGUAUUGUUGUGUUGUCGUAUAAUACUUUGGAAUUUCCGCUAGAACUCGUCUUUCUUACAAAUCUACAAGGCUUUACAUCAUCACAAAAGGACAAAGAUCUACAAAUUUUCCGUUCGUGCAUGAAAGCUAUUGUUAAAUUUUCAUCCAAGAACGAUGAUCUGGUGUCUAACAUAUGUUCAAAGAUCAAGAAACGUCUGGAUAGUGAAAGACAUUUUGAAGAAACAUUAGAAGUAUGUGAUGUCAUGUUACACGUGAUUUUACAGUCACUUCUUGAUCCAGUCACGAGGAUGAAGAGUGAGCAAGUGUGUUUUCAAUUCGUGUUAACUCUAACCACGUCUUUAUUCAACUUGUUCACGAAGAAAAACUUGAAGCACAAAGACCUUUCAAGUAAAUUGUUUCAUAUCUACACCCAGCUAUCCCGUAUCGUUCAACGUGCGCUUCAAAAGAGAUCGGAUUUAAGUCCGCUCCACUCACUCGAAGAGAAGCUUUUGGAAGCCACAAAAGUGUUGAUACCUCAGUUGCAUUCCUACCUGGGAAGUAUCGAUGAUCAUGACGAAAAUAUAGAACAAUACCUUACAUCAAUCGAAGUCAUGUAUGAUUCUACUAACGACUUCACUCUCCAACUACGUGGUUUAUUGAAGCAAUCUGACUUACGUGUUAUAUCUUCUCUCAUCAAAAAGACGGAUAGCAGUUUUUCGCAUUGUCACUUGUAUGCUAAACUUAUCUCAACGAUCGUCAUCAGAAACGAAGAUGAUAAUUUAUCAAAACUUUUCGAUUGUCUUACUCGGUCGCUGAUCGAGCAAAUUCAUAAACCUACCAAACAAGCUUUGUUGUUAGUAUGGAGUGCUGUACUCACGUUAAAGUUCUCUAAAGAACAGAAACUAAUAUUAUGGAAAUCACUACCCAAGGUCAUGCUCUGUUGUGUUCAGAUGUUGAAUAACUGUGACAGUAUAGAAGAUAUCAUCUCCACACUGAAGACAUUGACAGCGUGUGUUGACAUAUCUAAGCACUCUGUGAUGUCACAAUACGUCACGUGUAUAUACCACGUGUUUGUCAUCAUGUCUGAUCAAGUUACACUGUGUAAUCAUGGAAGUUUCGUGGUAUUGUUUGAAGAAUUGUAUCAUUUGGCAAGCCAGUUGCUAUUUCAUCAUCAGUCUGCAGUUUACACAUCUCUGCCUGCUUACUUGACCUGCAUAAAUUGUUUAUUAAAUUUCCUGGUCUCAUUUACGCAUUGUCAAAUGGUGGGUAUUCACCCUGAAGAAGAUAUAAAGAAAUGCUGUGAACGUUUGGCUAGAUUAUACCGUGAGGUUGGAAGCCACAAAACAAUGAUAAUGAAGUACGCACCCUACAUUAUAGCGGAUUACGUCAGAGCUUGUCAACAAGCUAAAUUGGGUAUUGAAAACAAGAACGCACUAGACACUGGGAUACACUGCAUCAUGGAUACAUGUUCAGAUUUCGAAUUUUCUUUACUUACAACUUUGUUAGAGGGAGCUGAUAAAGAACAUUUUCGAAUGAUUAGAAACGAUUUUGAAAAACAUCAUAAGUUUGUUGGUAAAGCCUAACUGAAUUGUAACAAUACACUUUUCUCUCGUGACUGUAGCUUACAAAUGCAGGUUUGAAGACAAUAAAAUGAAGUUCUCGGGACGGUAUCAUUAUAGUUAAAGGACCGUAAAAACAAGAUUACACCCUAAGGAAAAGAGGACAUUUCCCUAAGGAUCCUGAAAGCUCAAAUAUGUAUGUAGAAAAUAUAUUUCUUCAAAAAUA
Messenger RNA from Hydractinia symbiolongicarpus, 2392 nucleotides. RefSeq lists its product as uncharacterized. Gene Ontology annotation, biological process: ribosome biogenesis. The transcript is spliced from 18 exons. Gene Ontology annotation, cellular component: nucleolus. Lineage: Eukaryota; Metazoa; Cnidaria; Hydrozoa; Anthoathecata; Hydractiniidae. Bases 148 to 2190 code for a protein of 680 amino acids. The record is from RefSeq and is a predicted model, not a curated record.